Molecule: messenger RNA, 1599 nt
Organism: Mycena citricolor
Lineage: Eukaryota; Fungi; Basidiomycota; Agaricomycetes; Agaricales; Mycenaceae
Source: the annotation of a GenBank genome assembly
UCUAUUUGGCUUUCGAUCACCUUUGCUGCGAUGUUCUCCUCCCGAACGAUGAUCUCUCUCGCUGCGGCAGCCAGAAUCGCCUCCGCUGUCACGAUUGGGCCUGUUGGUUCAUUCGUCGUGGCCAACAAAACAAUCUCUCCCGAUGGUGUCCCCCGAGCCGCCGUUCUCGCCGGCGGCACGUUCCCUGGCCCGCUCGUCACCGGAAAGAUCGGCGACAACUUUCAGCUCACCGUCGUCGAUCAGCAGCAGGACAACCGCAUGCUAGAGCCGACGUCCAUUCACUGGCACGGGUUGUUCCAGAAUGGGACGAACUACAUGGACGGGCCUGCGUUCGUCAAUCAGUGUCCGAUUUCACCUGGAAACUCGUUCACCUACGAUUUUACGUCUCAACAAGCUGGAACAUUCUGGUAUCACUCUCACCUCGCUACCCAGUACUGCGAUGGUCUGCGCGGCGCGAUGGUCAUCUACGAUCCGGCGGACGCAUACCUCUCGGAGUACGAUGUCGACGACGAAUCGACGGUGAUAACCCUGUCCGACUGGUACAACGUCUUUGCUGAAACCGUGGCGGGUGUCGGUGUCCCAUCCUCCAUGCUCAUCAACGGUCUUGGACGGACCGCGGCGACGCUCACGAACACAACCCUCGCGGUGGUCAACGUCAAGCAAGGCUUGCGUUACCGUUUCCGUCUGGUCAACACCGCCUGCGACUCCAACUACGUUUUCCAAAUCGACGGUCACACCAAUUUGACCAUUAUCGAGGCGGACGGGAUCCUCCACCAACCGCUGAGCGUUGACUCGAUCCAGAUCUACGCAGCCCAGCGGUAUUCGUUCAUCCUGACUGCCAACCAAGCUGUCGACAACUACUGGAUUCGCGCCGCCCCGAACACCGGUCCCGCUGGUUUCACCGGGGGCAUCAACUCUGCGAUUCUCCGCUACGAAGGAGCGAACUCUUCCGAGCCCACGACCUCGCAGGACACCUCAGUCAACGGGCUCGUCAACGAGGUCAACCUCCACCCUCUCGUGAAUCCUGGUGCUCCCGGCGGUGCUUUCAUCGGUGGUGCCGACGUCCAGAUCAAUCUGGCUUUGGCGUUUGAUUUGACGACGUUCAAGUUCACGAUCAACGGCGCAUCCUUUGUGCCACCCACCGUGCCCGUGCUGCUCCAGAUCCUGUCCGGCGCACAGAACGCACAGUCGCUGCUCCCCAACGGCUCGGUGUACACCCUGCCGCACUUUGCGUCGGUCGAAAUCACGCUCGCAGGAGGCGUUGUUGGUGGUGGCCACCCCUUCCACUUACACGGACACGCGUUCGAUGUCAUCCGCUCCGCCGGAAGCAGCACCUACAACUACGUCAACCCCGCCCGCCGCGACGUCGUUAACAUCGGCAACGCCGGCGACAAUGUCACCAUCCGCUUCUUCACGGACAACCGAGGACCGUGGUUCCUCCACUGCCACAUCGACUGGCAUCUGGAAGCCGGUUUCGCGAUCGUGUUCGCGGAGGACGUGCCCGACUGGCAGUCGGAGCUGAUCCCGACCUCCGAGUGGAACCAGCUGUGUCCCAUCUACAACGCGCUUCCGGCUUCGAUCACGUCUCUCGCUGCCUGA